Molecule: messenger RNA, 6840 nt
Organism: Xiphophorus couchianus (Monterrey platyfish)
Lineage: Eukaryota; Metazoa; Chordata; Actinopteri; Cyprinodontiformes; Poeciliidae
Gene: zbtb34
Product: zinc finger and BTB domain containing 34
Exons: 2
Coding region: 274-1863 (529 amino acids)
Biological process (GO): regulation of transcription by RNA polymerase II
Molecular function (GO): RNA polymerase II cis-regulatory region sequence-specific DNA binding; DNA-binding transcription factor activity, RNA polymerase II-specific; protein binding
Source: RefSeq, a predicted model, not a curated record
GUACAACACUGACUCAAGCAAGGGAGGGGCUGCUCUGCUGCAAGAUACAUUAGAUAGAAUGAAUGCAACGAGCCUAAAGAACACUUCCUGUUGAUGCAAAAAUUGCAGCAGCAACUGCCUGACACAUCUGGACUGUGGAAAAGGGGGGGAGGCCUGGCUGUAGUGUUAGCGAGCUGCUGAGGGGAAUGGACAGCAUCUAAAUGCCAACCUUCAAGACGGUGAGUGUGGUGGACUUCGUCUUUGGCAUGGACUGGUGACCAUAGUGCGUUUGUUAUGUGGGCACGUCGGUACCUUUUCAGCGCUGUCGACAAACUGGAGAAACAUAUCCAAGAAAUGGACGACGGCAGCUACAUCGAGUUUGAUGUGCCGGAGUUCAGUAACACAGUUCUGACCCAACUCAACGAGCUACGGCUGCAAGGGAAGCUGUGCGACAUCAUCGUCCACAUUCAGGGCCAGCCAUUUCGAGCUCACAAGGCCGUCCUGGCGGCUAGUUCACCCUACUUCCGUGACCACUCAGCCCUCAACACCAUGAGUGGCCUUUCCAUUUCAGUCAUCAAAAGCCCUGAGGUGUUUGAGCAGCUCCUUGCGUUCUGCUACACGGGUCACAUGUCCCUCCAGCUCAAGGAUAUUAUCAGCUUCCUCACGGCGGCCAGCUUUUUGCAGAUGCAGGCAAUCAUUGAUAAGUGCACCCAGAUCCUGGAGAGCAUCCAUUCCAAGAUCAGCCUCCCAGUUAAUGCUUGUAGCCCAGAUAAAGACAGCUCGCAAAUCAGUCACAAUGGUGUAAACGACAGCAACCUGUUCAUAAACCCUACCCAGAUCUCCCCCCCUUAUUACCCUCGGCAGAGCCAGGGAGUCAGCGAAGCUCGGUCGGAGCAAGCAGGCAAAGGACAGGGCCGGGUGCGGCAGCAGCAAGAGGAGGGGCAAUCCGAUCGUGGCAGUAGCGAUGGCGUGUCAGAGCACGAUGCAGUCAUCGAAGGUGACACCGAGCAAAUAGAACUGAUUGGCAAAGAUGGGCAAGUCACAGAUGUGCAUGUGAAGGUAGAAAAGAACGACAGGCCAUCUUGCUCAGAUAGUUCCUCAGCUGGUGACGAUGGUUACCACACAGAGUUUGUGGACGGAGAACAAAUUGUGGCGGUGACCGUGGGUUCCUACGGCCCAGUCAUCCAGCCUGCUGCCUAUUCUUACUCAGGGCUGUCCUCCUCCUGCUUCGUCAACCUCAGCAACUCCAGUCCUUCUCGCUCCAUCCUCAGUGGCUUCAGAGGUGGGAGAGCCCGAUCAAAGCGCCCAGUGGCUAUCCCGGCAGGGGUCCUGAGUCAAAUGAAACCCGCUUCGGACGACGCCGAAUCAGCCGUGGGCUCUGCGGGGUUGGAGAAUGACGUGCGAGAGCGUAGCCUCCGGAGCCAGUGGUACCCGUACAACGAAAGACUCAUAUGCAUCUACUGUGGAAAGACCUUCAAUCAGAAAGGGAGUCUGGACCGCCACAUGCGCCUGCACAUGGGAAUUACCCCAUUUGUUUGUAAGUUCUGCGGCAAGAAGUACACAAGGAAAGACCAGCUGGAGUACCACAUCCGUGGCCACACAGACAACAAGCCCUUCCACUGUCAGAUCUGUGGUAAGUGCUUCCCAUUCCAGGGCACCCUUAAUCAACACCUGCGGAAGAAGCACAUGGGAGCGUCAGAGGCUAGCAAUCACACGGACUCCCCGGAGAGAACCGAGGAUAGCUCAGGUCAAAAGGACCAGGGUGAGACACCAGAGGGGAUGGCCUAUAAGGCGCAGUAUGCGGAAGAGGCACCAGCCAAUGAUAUGGAGGAGAGUUCCAAAUGCAGUCCAGAGGAGGCUCAGGCAUCCAGAUGUGAUUUUUAAGGUCCUGCUUCAGGUUAUGGAAGCUUUAAAAUAUGAUUAGCUCAACUCAAUCUAAAGAACUCACUUUUUUUGGAAUCCCUCUGCUAUGAACCUUUCUUGAUACAAGCGUUUCUGUCAGUUGUUUUUUUUUUGGUAAAAUUGAUGCAGAGAAUGAGUGAAAGAAAGUGGAUGCUUUAUUAUAGAAAUUCUUUCAAGCAAAGGGAGUCACAACGUACUAUUUUUGAGGUGGUCCCAAUAAUCAAGACCUCCAGUUGAUUGCUCUUUUUAUCUUUCCAUGUUUUUUUAAAAAAAAUAUUUACAGAGUUAUAUAGGCAUGUUGCAAUAAUUGAUAAUGUGAAAGCUCUGGUAAGAUGCUUGUCAUAUCACCUUUUUACCUGACCUGUUUUUGCACAUGUGGCCACUGGAGGUCACUUACUCACAAGGAAUGAUUUUUCUGCCAGUGCAAAGCUUCGUGUGACAUAUCCGUUUAAUACCUCAUGUUAUAACUACAUACUCAUAAUAGACAGUAUUUUAACUUCAAUGAAACUCACCGGGUUCUACCUCAUAGCCAAGAACCUAGCCGGCACAGACGUGUUCACCGUUUGAAAUCCGUUUUAGCUUUUAUGUACAGUUUAUCUUAUUGCCAAACGCUGUAACACUUAUUCUUUUUACACAAAGCCUUGAUACUAGGGUGGGAAAUAUUCCUUGCUGAUUGUAUGGAUUAGGGACAAAGUCCUUGUCAAAUGUCUAUGGUCAGCCAGGUUAAAAUUAUGAUCAAGAAGGUGCUAUGUUAGGAGUGCAUUAAAUCUGCAAGCUUACUUGUGUGCUUCUGGCAAAUAUUGCGGACAAAUUAAGAAACUGGCCCUGUUAUGAUUUCAAGACACGUUUUACUUUCUGUCUGGUGAUACUUGCUUUACAAAUACACUUCAGGAUUUUAUCCCACAUCACUACUGGAAGUCUCACUCAGUUGGUCCAGGUGUGGUAUUAGAUACUGUCACCCAUGAAAUGGGUGAAAUAUGUCCACGAAGUAAAGUCACAUGUAUACCUCUUUACCCUAUAGGCUAAUUUACAAUGAAUUAACUUGUGUCUGUUUUAUAAAGAGGAAGGCUUCCAAUGUAAUACUCAGUAUCUGACAGAGACAAGUGUACUUGCUGUUAACUAAGCACAGCUUAGGGACCAGCUUGAACAAUAUGCAAAAAGAAUGAACAAAGGAAUCUCAGCCAUUGCCUCAUAGUUUAUAUUCCGUCAUUUAUAAAGGCUCGUUUUGUUUUGUUGUGUUUGUUGGGAAUCCAAUUAGGAGUGUGUUCCUCUGUGUCAUUGUCGUAGAUGUGGCAUAGCUGGAUUAAGGUUAAAAGAUAAAUAUGUGGAAAUGUGGUCAGUUUUUAAAAGUAUUAGAGCACUUUGCAGAGUUAGGUUUCAGCUUAGUGCCAGCCCACUGAUUAAAAGAGCAGAACUUCGUUUUGUGGUUCUUGAUGCAUAUUUGGAGUAUAACUUCAGUCAGAGAAAAGUACAAAAACUUUGUUGCCAUUCUGAAAUCUUAUAAAUACUAUUGGCUUAAAGUCAUGCAUGUGGCAUGACAUUGUUAUUUUUAUUUUUUAUCUAUACUCAUUGUGUUAUUUGGGAUCAGGGAAGGGGAUCUUAUUAUGUAUAAAAAGGCGCUAAAAGUGCCAAACUAACUGUUUGCGAGUUUAAAACUUAGCCGGGUGGUUCUGUUUGUGCUACUCUGCUUCUUUAUUUGCCAUCCAGCUGUUAAAUGCCUUUUUUGUGUGUGUGUGUGUGUGUGUGUAUUUUUAAAGAACACCUACUAUAGACUUUUAUUUUCUCCCAUCUGGGCCAGGUUGAAUUUUAUGCCAAUGAACUAAAAAUGUAUUACAUCAUAGUUUAUUUCAUAUAAUUUCCAUAAUUAUUGUACGUUUGGUGGAAGAUUCUGUUAUUUGCUUUAGUCUAAAAUUACGUGGGAUUUUUAUUUUGUUACUUCUCUGAAUGUCCUUACGUCAUCUUUACACUUUUAACGGAUGAGAUAGUGACACCAAAAUGUGGAGAAUUUCUCUUAAAUCGCCAUGUCUCGCUUUACUUUAGCAGUGUGUUCAAAUGAAGUGCACACUUUCACUUAUCACAAGCAGUCUGUCAGCCUAUAAAUGUUUACCAAGUACAAUUUUAUCUCUGUCAAACGCUGACAACAUGCGGGUUUGUCAGCUGAUUUGACCUCAUCAAUAUAAGUUGCUGACUAAUAUAAAUUUUACCAUAAUCUUUACCAGUCUAAAAGGAAAACAUCCACAUUCGUUAGAAUCAUCUGUUGAAUAAGUAAAAAAAAAAGCUUGUUAAAUUAAUCUUGUGCCAAGACAUUACACCAAAGACUAAUAGGUGAUUUUUAGAGUCCGUUUUGAUUAUACUAGUUUAAUGCUCAGUAAUAUAGGAUAAGGUGAUUACUAUUUGCAAGUUUGGUUUCUCAGCUUAUAACAAUCAAUUGUGACAGAUUUAAAGAACAUUUUCAAUAGGUAAGUCAGUAAUGUUAUAUUUUAAGCCAUAGAAAAGUUCAAUAAGUUUUGUAAUUAUUAAGUCUGCAAAAAGAAAAAAGAGAGAGAGAGAGAAUAGAGUGGCAUCCUAAACCUCGUGCCUUGCCACAAGCUUUAUACUUUAGAUUCUGGCACUCUCUACAUAUAAAAAUACUUUCUUCUAUUUCACAACUACAUACUACAUUGUUUCAAUUUGAAAAAAAAUCUCUAUAAAUUACGCAGUGACUUCUGGUGGUAGUGUGGUAAAUUAUUCAGAAGGAUAUGAAUACAGUAUCGAGGCACUGUUAAGUGUAUACCAAGAAUGAGUUGGACCUAAAUUUAAUCUAUUGGACUCAGCUAAAUCUGGUCUCUAACUUUCACCUAGUCUUUUUUUUUUUUCUUCUUUUUUUGGGGGGUUGGGGGAGUGGGUGGUUGGGUGGGCACGGGGACGGGCCGCUGAUUUUAACUGAUCUUUGUAGCAGUCGAUCGCAAUCAAACAAGGCAGACUUGUUUCCAACAAGCCAACCAACCGCCCCAUGUUCGCAGACUGUACUCGGACAAUCUGAGUCAUGCACUGUAUUUGAAGCAUUUCAGCGAAGGAAGAUGAUGCAUGAAAAACAACAGUCUACUUCCUUUUUUUUUUUUCUUGUUAUUUUGGAGCAGGAAACUGCCUGAAUAUUCAGCAGAUAAUUAAUGAAUAUUUGUGCGGGGGGAAAAAAGAAGCUUAUUCUCAUAUACUGUAGCCAAAUUGCACGUUGCUCAGCCAGAAAAUUAUAAAAAUGCUAACUGAUAGAUUUAACUUAAGUUUUCUUGUAAUUGUUUCGUUGACUGUGCACUUAUAUUUGUCAAAACUACAUACCAGUUCCAACCGGAAAGUCUACUUUAUCUCCUUAUUUACAUUUAAGAAACUCAGUAAUUGUUCCCACAGUUAUUUUGGUAGGUAGGUGGGGAUGUUGUUCCCUUAAGUGGUGCUUUUAGCUUAUUAAAUAAUGUAUUCAUGAUUGGUGAAUGGAGGCAGAAUUAUUUAAAGGCUUUUUAUGUUAUUUUUUUUUCAAAUAAACCAUAGCUACUUCUUAGAUAGUACACACUUCCAGAACCAACUGAACUUGAAACACUCUCAGAUUGGCUCUUUGUCAGUUUUUAGGUCCACCUCUUCGAAAGGAACCGGACAUGCAUUUUGGGCCACAAGUAAUCAAAAGGAAGUGUUUACAAGGAAGGCUGUCAGACUACUUCUUUUUAAAAUUGCAGCUCGUCCUAUUCCUUUUAUAAUAAACUCACUUCAGGUAGUUGACGAACACUGAUACAGGCUUAAAAAAAUCACAAGUCUUCCAUAGAUUUUCAGUCAGUUUCUGUCCACUGUGUAUUAUUGAAAGAAAAGCAAUAACCUCUUUUUUUAAUAUAAUUUGAGAAAGUGAUUGUGGGGUAUUGGGAUCAUCAAGCCUAAUGAAAUAUUGGCCUGUCAUGUAUCAAACACAACAACGUCAGGGAGCGGAUGAGCUGAAGUAGGACCAGGACGAUUUUAAUAUUGCUUUAUCUUUAUUUUUUAUUUUUUUAUAAUACUUUGGAUGGUUUGACUUUGCUUUUCACAACAACAACAAAAAAGAAUAUUCGGUCAAAGUUUUUGUUGUUAAAGAGAUGUUUCAGAUGCUCAUCGAGACGCAGCGGGAGUCGGUGAACUGCAACAACUGGCGCUCAGCGGCACCGUUUAUGGAGGUGCACGUCCAGCUGAGCGAAACGAUGAAAGGGAUUUCCGGGCUCUAUCGCCACUGUUGUGGAGCGUGGGCCGUCUGUCGACAUGUUGAGGUUCAGCGAUCCUCGGCGGCUCCUCAGGAUUCAAAGCUGUAGUUCAGGAUCGGAGGAGAACAGUUCCUCCUAAUGUUUUCCGCCCUGCCCCUACACUCUGCACUACAAAGUGUCUGACUCUCAUGUAUCUAUUGACAAGGCAAAAAAAAAAAAAAAAACAAUCAAAAACCUCAAACUCAGGGUAAAUAUAUAUUGCUAAAAUAUAGCUAUAUCCUUGGACACCGACUUCGUUUCCGUAUCCUAAACGUUCGCUUCUCCUCGGGCGGGGAACCAAGUCUUCACUCCCCAAACAUUCUGCCUCAUGCUCUGAAUGAGCCCUUAGUUCCCACAGAGCUGAAACCUGAGGCCCGCCGAAGACCACGAACCGAACCGUGACAGCAGAAACGACUCGGCUCCAGUUUUUUUUUUUGUCCACUCUAUACACACAACCUCACAACCCAACUGUGAACCUCAGAACUCUACUGUUUUGUACAACUAUGAAGUAAAUGAAGCUAGCUACAGCUAUAGACGUUGUAUCUAUUGCCAUUUAUGAAUUUAUUUUAUAGCAUGAAAUAGAUAUAUUUAUUCAAAUUAUAUAUUUUACUCAUAAUCAUUCUGUGCUGCUUCAUUUUGGUUCUUAAGCUUGUAAAUUGCCUUUUUAUUAUCUAAAAAAAAAUGUCCAUAGAAUAAUGCGUUUGUAAAAUAAAGACGCUGAUUUGGC